AGAAGAAGAAGAAGAAGAAGAAGAAGAAGAAGAAGAAGAAGAAGAAAUUAAAAACAAAGGAGAAGUAGAAACGAUCAUGUCGCUAGUUUGUCUCGAGGAUAUGAAAUGAACUUGUGUUCCGGCAACAGUCUGCAGACGUUGUGUUGUGCACCUUCCGGAGGCGUUGUGUUUGAAACACAACAGGAGGUCUCUCUCUCUCUCUCUCCUGCAUGGCUCUGCCGCAGCCCGCAGCUCUCCUUUAGCUGCUAGCUUGUCGGACGGGUCCGCACAAAGCUAGCCUGCAAACACCUCGUCGGACCAACAGCCGCGGUUUCCCCGUCAGUCGAGUGACGGUCGGUUUCAUUUGGAAGAUAAGGAGCAGUAAGGUUGUGAAGGCCCAUCUGUCCACCCAUGGCUUCAGAGGUCAACAUGGAGGAGGUGAGUGAGGUCGUGAUCGUCACCAUACCAGAGAGCGUGGGCGAGGACCUCCCCUCCGUGGUGGAGGAGGAUAAAGCAGUGCUGGUGUCUGCAGAGCUCACCAAUCAGCCAGGGGAGGAGGCCCUCACAGUAGCAGCAGUGGAGGCAGAAGCCGAGGCCGGCACAUCCGACUCACUGUCGAAGGAGGAGGCGGUCAUUGUGAAGUUGACCGAAGAGGUGGACGUGGAAGCUGACGUCUUCUACCCAAUCACCUGUGGAGACGCAAAAGCCACGCUGGUCUGGAAGAAGUUUGUCUGUCCUGGGAUCAAUGUGAAAUGUGUCCAGUUCAACGAGCAGCUCAUCAGCCCCAAGGAGUUUGUGUGUUUAGCAGGGAAAUCCACGCUGAAGGAUUGGAAGAGAGCCAUCCGCCUCAACGCCACCAUGCUCAGGAAGAUCAUGGACUCCGGUGAGCUGGACUUCUACCAGCAUACAAAGGUCUGCUCCAACACCUGCCGCAGCACCAAGAUCGACCUGGUGGGAACCAAAGUGUCCGUCAGCAGUGACCAGUCGGCCGACCUGGUGCCUGUCACCCCCUCAUCAGCACACUUGAACGGAGCACCAGCCUCGUUCCCCGAUGUGCCAGAGGAGACUUCCGAGUGGGUCACGGCCAUCGGAGAGGACUCUGUGGUGUUCUGGCGCACAGUGAAGGAGGCAGGACUGCUGGAGGAGGUGGUGGAUGAUUUCCAGAAAGAGCUGCAGGAGGUGCUGAAGGGGCUGCAGGAGAGAGUGUGUAACCCACCACUACAGGUCAAAGAUGCAGUUUUGCUCAACAACAUUGUGCAGAACUUUGGGAUGUUGGACCUGGUGAAGAAGGUCCUGGCCAGUCACAAGAGCCAGAUGGACCGUUACAGAGAGCAGUACACUCGCAGCCUCGCCGCUCUGGAGCAGCAGUGUGACGAGCACAGGAAGCGAGCCAAGGAGCUGAAGAGUAAAUCCCAGCACCUCAACAACGUCCUGAUGACCCUGACCCCGGUCCCCGCGGCCCCCCCGCCCAAGCGUCCCCGGCUGACUCGCACCGUCUCCAGCCCGGCCAAGGUCAACGCCGCUCCGACCCAGAUCACUCUGCCUAUCAACCAGCUGACGGGCCUGCAGCUUGGCAAGGUUCUGACCAUGGCAGGAGCCCCGGCCGGCACCACCCUGGGCGGGUACACCCUCCUGACCUCUUCGCUCUCCGGGUCAGAGCUGGUGGCCGACCCCUCUAACCUGACUGUGUUGUCCACGACUGCGGGUCAGUUGGUCGGCCCUCAGUUCCAGCUGGUGACGCUGCCGGCCGCGCUGCAGAGCCUGGCCACUGCGCAGAGCACGGCCGUCCAGCAGCAGGUCGGCAGCAUCAGUGUGAUGGACGCCAUGGCAACUGUUGACGAUUCACAGGAGGAUCCCCAGACUGACGGUGAGGAGGAAGGUCAGCCAGUGGAGGUCAAAGAAGAGGAAGAUGGGGAACAGGCGGCUGAGUGACAGGGACACAAUGUCCCCUGUCGCCCAAUCAUCAAACCAUCCUCAUUUCAUCAUCUGGAUUCAACCUGCAUGACUCAGACAUUUAGUCUUUUACAGAUCCGUUCAUGCUUUGUGCAGGUCAUUGUAUCAUUUAACACGACGCACCGCCUUCCUUUUAGAUGUCGGUCAUAUUUCAAAAUACACACAUUUCUGUUUAGGUGGCAUCUGAUGUCACAGAAGUGUGUAUUCUGUUUUGGAUUUUACUGUAAAUAAGUAUUUGUACCUAAUAUAUUUGAUUGCAGUUGUGCGGAUUAGCUCCAUGAAGGGUGUGAUAAAAAAAGAGCAGUCUAAUAAAUGCUCAGUUUUCAAGAA
Scophthalmus maximus (turbot) is the source of this 2262-nucleotide messenger RNA. It is a transcript of the gene gmeb2, whose product is annotated as glucocorticoid modulatory element binding protein 2. Gene Ontology annotation, cellular component: nucleus. Gene Ontology annotation, molecular function: DNA-binding transcription activator activity, RNA polymerase II-specific; RNA polymerase II cis-regulatory region sequence-specific DNA binding. NCBI's taxonomy places the organism in Eukaryota, Metazoa, Chordata, Actinopteri, Pleuronectiformes, Scophthalmidae. Bases 391 to 1911 code for a protein of 506 amino acids. The transcript is spliced from 10 exons. The record is from RefSeq and is a predicted model, not a curated record. Gene Ontology annotation, biological process: positive regulation of transcription by RNA polymerase II.